GACAAAAAAUUGCUUCUUACCGAGGGCACGAAUCCUCUGCUUUUCACUGCAAAACAAUUUCCCUACACUCCUCCUUCGAUGCGAAAUCCACCUCCAUGUGUUUCCACGAUUCUUAACGUACACCAAUCUCCAUGGUCUCUCUCAAGAUCUCAUUCCUUUUUCGAAGAAGAACCCUUCUUGGACUUUCUCUUUCCUUGCGUACCCUCUUGUCUUUUUACAGUUUCUUAGCAGUAAAAUAUAAACAAACAGGUCUUUGACUUUGCUGCUGCAUUUGGAAUAUAAAGCGAAAACGAUCUCCAGCAAUUUUAAAUUAUGAAGAUUUCUCGUUGGAUUUUGUUUUACUGGCUUUUUCUUUGCGUUUUCGCAUCCGGGUCUCUCUCAAUUGACAAUUUUAACCGAGCGUUUCCUAUCAUUGAACCUGAUCCUAAUCACACGAAACUUCAUCUUGCAAGUGAAGGAUUGGAAGCUAUCAAACGAAUAACGAACCCUAUUGCUGCUGUUGCUGUAAUCGGUCCAUAUCGCUCUGGAAAAUCUUUUCUGCUCAAUCAGCUUCUUUCACUUUCUUGUUAUGAAGGUUUUGGUGUUGGACAUAUGCGUGACACAAAGACCAAAGGGAUUUGGGUUUGGGGAACCCCGGUUGAAUUGGAUAUCAACGGAGUAAAAACUUCUGUGUUUUACCUUGAUACAGAGGGAUUUGAAAGUAUUGGGAAGUCAAAUGUCUAUGAUGAUCGGAUUUUUGCUCUGGCAACUGUUCUGAGCUCUGUGCUUAUAUAUAAUCUGCCUGAGACGAUCCGAGAAGCUGACAUAUCUCGUCUGUCAUUUGCUGUCGAGCUUGCUGAAGAAUUUUAUGGAAGGUCUGCAGGCCAAGAUGUUGCAUUUGAACCUGCAAAACUUUUGUGGCUUAUCCAGCGUGAUUUUCUACAAGGGAAGUCAGUGCAAGAAAUGGUGAAUGAAGCCCUCCAACACGUUCCUAACAAUGAUGGGGACAGAAAUAUUGACCAGGUUAAUCAGAUCCGAGACUCGUUGGCUAUCAUGGGUGAUAACAGCACUGCCUUCAGCUUGCCACAACCUCAUCUCCUGCGAACAAAGCUUUGUGACAUGAAGGAUGGUGAGCUUGAUCUUGUGUAUGUUAAGAAGAGAGAUCAGUUAAAAGAACUUGUUGCUAGCAUUAUUCGUCCAAAGAUUGUGCAGGGUAGAACUCUAAAUGGAAAGGAGUUUGUAGCUUUCUUGGAGCAGAUACUCGAAGCCUUGAAUAAAGGGGAGAUCCCAUCAACAGGCUCUUUGGUGGAGGUUUUCAAUAAGGGUAUUCUUGAGCGAUGUUUGAAGCUAUACAGUGAAAUGAUGGCAAAGUUACCCUUACCACUUUCUGAGAAAUCUCUGCAAAAUGUCCAUGAAAACUCUAAAGGGGAAGCAAUGAAAUCUUUUGAUGAACAACAUUUUGGCCGUCAUCAUGCAAAGAGAUCUGUCAUGCAGCUGGAUGAAGAAAUAGAGAAGGUUUAUAAGAAUUUCGUAAUGGCAAAUGAAUAUCAAUCAGCAAAGCUCUGUGAGGCACUUUAUUCUAGAUGUGAGGACAGAAUGGACCAGCUUCAGGUUCUCAGACUUCCUUCCAUGGCAAAAUUCAAUGCAGGCUUCCUGCAAUGCAACCAAAAUUUUGAGCAGGAGUGUGUUGGACCUUCAAAGGCAAAUUACGAGCUUCGCAUGAUGAAGAUGAUGGGGAAAUCAAAAUCUUCAUUUAUAAAUGAAUACAACCACAGGCUCUUCAAUUGGUUGGUGGUGUUCUCCCUUGUCAUGGUGGUAGUGGGCCGCUUUAUUAUAAAGUUUAUUUUGAUAGAAAUUGGUGCGUGGAUACUUUUUAUCUUCCUAGAGACCUACACGAGGAUGUUUUGGUCUGUGGAGUCUCUCUAUUACAACCCAGUUUGGCAUUUUAUUGUCGCAACCUGGGAAACACUUGUUUACAGCCCUUUUCUUGAUUUGGACAGAUGGGCAAUUCCACUUGGUUUGGUGGCAGCAAUUUUGGUGGUAUAUUGGCGGUGUUAUGGUAGAAGGAAACAUGGGUCACAGAGGCUGUUACCCUUGUACAAUAAUCCUAAAGGGGGUACUCAUAGGCCGAGAACAGACUAAGCCCGGUUUAUUUUAAUGCAUUUCAAAAUGAAAAAUACUUUGAAAAGAAAUCGCCAACAUCAUACUUAACGGACUCUAAAUGAAUUGCGAUCUGGUGCCUUAGAUUGGCAUAAUCUUGCUCCAAUCAUUUUGGGUGAGCUUUUCUUUUUUCACAUACAAAGCCCCCCAUUCUUCAUCUUGUUUUUCUCUUUUUUGGUUACUGAAAACAUUUGAUCUCAAGAUUGUGACGAGUCUGAUGAUGAAAUGAGGUUUGCAUGGUUGUGCACUCGUAUCAUUUCUUGCACCAUUGUUUCCAGGCCAUUUACUUUCUUGUGAUCUGUUCGUCUCUUCAAUUGUCUGUUAUAUCACAGGUGUAGUUUCUAUAUACAAAUGCUGGAAAAGUAUAGCCCUAUGAGCCAUAGAUGGUCAUUUCAAUUAGAUACUGCAUUACUGACUGUACAGCCACAAUACAACUCGUUUGCACUGAAAAGAAGAAGAAAGCUGCUGUUCUAUUUUCGUUCUUAAUGGCCGUUUUAUAUUCAAGUCCAGACAAUUCGUCGAAGCAAAUUAUCCAAGUGCUCAGGAUGCUUCUUGGACACAAAAGUAUACUGUAUGGUACAAGAAUUUUAUGUUACUGCGCCUCACUGUGAAGUCUCAUAGUCGGAGCAUAAGUUAAUUAUGACAGAGAAGACAUAUCUCGCCCCCCUUUCAUUCACUGUGAUAUUUAUGUUCUAGUUCCCGUUUCUUCAAUCAAAUAUUUUAUUUUUUCUACCUGUUUUUUAUAUUUUAAGACGCCAAAUAAACGCAACCCAAGUUUAUCAGAUUAUUUUUAUCGAUUAGUUCUCUUA
Messenger RNA from Populus trichocarpa (black cottonwood), 2948 nucleotides. RefSeq lists its product as uncharacterized. Gene Ontology annotation, molecular function: GTP binding; GTPase activity. The coding region runs from base 313 to 2121 and encodes 602 amino acids. The transcript is spliced from 16 exons. The record is from RefSeq and is a predicted model, not a curated record. Lineage: Eukaryota; Viridiplantae; Streptophyta; Magnoliopsida; Malpighiales; Salicaceae.